Truncatella angustata is the source of this 2347-nucleotide messenger RNA. RefSeq names its product GMP synthase. The transcript is spliced from 17 exons. The record is from RefSeq and is a predicted model, not a curated record. Gene Ontology annotation, biological process: GMP biosynthetic process. Gene Ontology annotation, cellular component: cytosol. The coding region runs from base 163 to 1902 and encodes 579 amino acids. NCBI's taxonomy places the organism in Eukaryota, Fungi, Ascomycota, Sordariomycetes, Amphisphaeriales, Sporocadaceae. Gene Ontology annotation, molecular function: ATP binding; GMP synthase (glutamine-hydrolyzing) activity; GMP synthase activity.
CUCCCCACACGCUGCACUGUACUCCCAAAUCUGUGGGGCUAAAAUCUUGCGUGACACUAUAAGCCUUUUAUCAACAACCUGUCCAGCAACAAACAUCCCAAGCCAGACAGACCAGUGAGAAGCCUUAAAUUUCUAGUUCUCGUUAAGGACUCUUUUUUCACGAUGGCCGACAGUAUCGAAGCGGCUGCGCCGCACACCACCUUUGAUACCAUCCUGGUCCUGGACUUCGGUAGCCAGACCAGUCAUCUCAUUCUGCGACGUCUGAGAUCUCUCAAUGUCUAUGCUGAGAUGCUCUCAUGCACAACUAAACUUUCAGAGCUGACCUGGAAGCCUGUUGGCAUUAUUUUGAGCGGAGGACCUUCUUCCGUUUACGAUGAUGGCGCUCCUCACGUUGAUCCCGCAGUUUUUGAUCUGGGAGUUCCUAUCCUGGGAAUUUGCUAUGGAUGCCAAGAGCUUGCUUGGCGCAUCAACGGCGAGAACGUCGCUCGUGGAACCACGCGCGAGUAUGGCGAGACAGACCUUGCCAUCCAUCAGGUUGGUGGCCAUGUCGACCGUCUUUUCGAGGGCUUCGGUGACAAGCUGCACGUCAUCAUGAGCCACUUCGACAAACUUGUUCGUCUCCCUGAGGGUUUCGUUACCAUUGCCAGCACAAAGAACGCAGAGUUUGCUGGCAUUGCCCACGAAUCUAAGCCCAUCUUCGGAAUCCAAUUCCACCCUGAAAUUUCGCACACAGCCCGGGGUACUGAAGUUCUCGGCAAUUUUGCCAAGAACAUUUGCAACGCUCGUGCGAACUGGGAGAUGGAGAACUUCUGUGAAAAGGAGAUUAUCAGAAUUCGCAAGCUUGUUGGAGACAAGGCCCAAGUCAUUGGAGCCGUCUCUGGCGGCGUUGACAGCACGGUGGCGGCCCGACUUAUGAAAGAAGCCAUUGGUUCACGAUUCCAUGCUAUCCUCGUGGAUACUGGUUUGAUGCGUCUUAACGAAUGCCCACAGGUUAAAGAGACGCUUCGGGAACAUCUUGGUAUCAACCUGACCAUUGUGGAUGGUGCAGAGCUCUUUCUGAGCCGUCUUGCCGGUGUGGUGGAACCUGAAGCGAAACGAAAAAUCAUUGGUGGGCUGUUCAUCGAUCUCUUCGAGAAGGAGGCUAUUCGCAUCGAGAAAGAGGCCGAGAACACGGCUGUGGCCGGCAAGGUGGAAUGGUUCCUUCAAGGCACUCUCUACGCCGACCUAAUCGAGAGUCUGAGUUUCAAGGGUCCAUCAGCGACAAUCAAAUCCCACCACAAUGCCGGUGGAUUGCCGGCCCGCAUGCAGAACGGCGAAGCACAGCUCAAGUUGCUUGAGCCUCUCCGAGAGCUCUUCAAGGAUGAGGUCAGGAGCUUUGGUCGCCAACUCGGUAUUCAUGAAGAUCUUGUCAUGAGGUGGCCGUUCCCAGGACCCGGCAUCGGCAUCAGGAUCCUUGGCGAGGUCACUGCUGAAAGAGUCGAGAUCGUCAGGCAGGCCGACCACAUCUUCGUUUCCAUGAUCAGGGAAGCUGGUCUCUAUAAUGAGAUCUCUCAAGCAUACGCUGCCCUUGACACCAACAGAGCUGUGGGCGUGAUGGGUGAUUCGCGUGUUUAUGGUUACAUUUGUAUCCUGAGAGCCGUCAAGAGCUUGGAUAUGAUGAGUGCUGAGCCGUUCGAGUUCCCCUGGGCCCUCCUCAGAGCUAUCUCCAGAAAGAUCGUCAAUGAAGUAGAUGGCAUCUCCAGGGUGGUUUACGACACAACCGAGAAACCUCCAGGUAAGACAAACCCUCGGUUUCCCCUCUCACCUUAUCCUGUCACUAUCCCACUGCACUGCCUUCGUACCCAAGAAAUAGUGCUAAUUCGCAGUAGGCACUAUCGAGCUAGAGUAAUUUUCCAGAUUUAAUGAAUAGACUGCUUUCUAGACCCUAGUACGGCUGGCAUGUUGUGUAUUCUUUAAUAGUUGUGUUAAGAAUGUGACUUGAACUUAGCCAUGAAGUAAUCUCACGGAGUUAAUUGCAAUUGACGCUUCGUACACAUUCGAGGCCAGCCUCUAUCAUUUGCGUUGGUAAGAGAGCUCAAAUGGGUCAAAAUGGCAAACCAGGACAACAGCAACCAUUUGGGGGUAAAUAAAGCUGUUCGGCAUGUACGGGACAGCUUGCGUAAGCGGCAAGGUUCGCGGGCAAACAGCCAGGCGGUUAUUGUGGAAUGCUCAGAGGGAUGUCGAACUUGAAGCUCUCCAUGUGAAUCAUAUGCGCCUAAGCCUUGAUUCAUCGUUGCACAAAUAAUCAUAGUUUCGGUACUACAAUACAUCGACUCACCCUACUAGUUAGAGUAUUCAAGGCCCAAAC